Molecule: messenger RNA, 2275 nt
Organism: Pararge aegeria (speckled wood butterfly)
Lineage: Eukaryota; Metazoa; Arthropoda; Insecta; Lepidoptera; Nymphalidae
Gene: Abd-b
Product: homeobox protein abdominal-B
Exons: 6
Coding region: 173-1222 (349 amino acids)
Biological process (GO): regulation of transcription by RNA polymerase II
Cellular component (GO): nucleus
Molecular function (GO): RNA polymerase II cis-regulatory region sequence-specific DNA binding; DNA-binding transcription factor activity, RNA polymerase II-specific
Source: RefSeq, a predicted model, not a curated record
GGCUAUGGACCGAUAGAAGAAGCACAGAUCUCGUCGAGAUGGACUAAAUAGGAAGACUCAACUAAAACUUCUGCGAUACGUUGCCUUAAAGGCGUGUUGCGGGUAAGGCUCGGGCGCGGCGUCCCUCGCGGUCGACCUUACUAACAGGUGAGGCGUCGACGCCACACAGAACAUGAUACUAAGAUUGCCUUGCCCGUUUACACAAACGUCGCUAGCGAGUUUAAGACAAGCGCCCGCCUCCGGGCACUCCACCGGCCAGGCCUGGUGGAGCAUGAUGAACGGCGUCGGCGGCGCGCUGUACGAGGAGGCGCACGCGUCGCCCCCGGGUGGCUCGCCGCCGGCUGCACCUGCUGCCGCUCCGCCCUCCGCAUCCAGCGCCUCGCCGGCGUCCGUGGGCUCCAACCCGCCCCAGCCGCUGCACAUCCCGGCCAAGCGCUACGAGCCCGAGCCGGGCGUCAUCCGACACGCGCAGCAGUCCUGGGGCUACCCGCCUGACGCGCCCGCUCCUUUCGAGCACCAGUACCCCACCGGCCCGACGUAUUACAACCUGCCGGUCGAGAGGGAGCGCAAAUCAGGGCUACCUUUCUGGCCGAGUGGGGGCGAAUAUAAGCCUUACGCAGAUGGCUGCCACCAAGGUUUCACCCAGCCCUGUUGGAAUUAUCCCUACGGAGCCCCGCGCGGAGACCAGCCGCUGCCCUACGUCAGUGGGGAGGAGCGACGAACCGCUGUCUCCGAGGCAUCCGGUUUCUCGCACGAUGCCUACGGCCUGCGGAACUACGCACCGGAAUCAGUUUCUAGUGCUCCUUAUCCGCCUCCGAGCGCUCUACCCGGAUCCCUGUCGAUGUCAGUUGGAGUUGGCGUCGGUUGCGGAUCGAACCCUCUUGAUUGGACAGGACAAGUAACUGUGCGUAAAAAACGCAAACCCUAUUCAAAGUUCCAGACCCUUGAGUUAGAAAAAGAGUUCCUCUUCAACGCGUACGUCUCGAAGCAAAAGAGAUGGGAGCUGGCGCGGAACCUAAAUCUUACAGAGAGACAAGUGAAAAUAUGGUUUCAGAACAGACGGAUGAAGAAUAAGAAGAACUCGCAGCGGCAAGCGGCGCAGGCGGCUCAAAACAACAACAACAACUCCAACGCUAACAAUCACAAUCAUCAUGCGAGCCACCACCAUGCGCCGCACCACGUGGCACUUCACCACGCCCCGCCAGCCAAGCAUCAUCAGUGACCCGCGCCUUUCUCUGGGACCUAUCCCCUUCACCACGGUAUAGCUAGCUAAAUCUGACGGAAGGAAAGUUCCAAUAAGGACUCAAUUGUGUUGUGCUCGAUGGUCGUACUUAAAGAUUCGAAAGGUUCGUCCGAUGUUCCGAUGUUCGCUAGCGAAUAGACUUUAAAGGAAGGUUUGCUGUACCGUUCUGUACGUAAUGUGGACGCUUCCCGGACUAGUGCCGGUGCGCCGCGUGUCCCAGAGAAUCUCACCGUAAGAUAUAAUUAUUGUGUUGUCGAUUUGUGUAUAGUAUUAAUUACGAAAUUAUUUUCUGUAAUUUUAACGAGACUAAGUACAUGAGUAGACGAUUCCUGAUAUUGAUAAUAUUAUCUAGUAUAGCGCAAACAAUGUAUUUGAAAAUAAUUUAAGUAUCGAAGCUCGAAUGAAAUAACAGCAUCACCUAUGAAUUAUUGUAUUUAGAUAGUUUAUGGAAAUGGAAUUUUGUAAAAUAUUUUGUGAGACUGCUUUAUUGUUGUAUUCGUAUCGCUGUUCAGAGGGUGGUUAAGUCUUGAAUAGUUAACUUUUAUUUUCGUUACCAAAUUGUUGAAUUACUCGGGUUGCUUUGGUGGCAGUUGUAGAAAUAUGUUCGUAUGGAGUGCGAUGGAUAUUAGAUCGUAGUUUUGUUAAUCGGCAGAUUGCAGCUGGUUAAGCCUUAUACUUAAUAACGUAGAGCAUCGACGUCGCUUAUUCUGAUAUAAGAAAUUAAUUAAAUCGCAGAAUGAUCAAAUAUUUAUUACUGUUUAUUUUCUCGUCUUAUUAUUCGUAAAUUUUGUUAUUUAAAAUAUCGGUUUCUGACAAAGCUUUAACUCGGUUCCAGUAGAAUUAUGCAUUAAGUUACUGUUAUGACUUUUUUGAAAUAUUGAAGUUGAUGUUAUAAUCAAUAUAAUAUUAAUUAGGUUAUGGGCAAGUGCAUUAAUACUGUCCUCUAUUGACUCAUCCUGUUCGCUUAAGCCUGUCUAUUGCUUUUUAUAUUAUUUUUUUGUUUUAGUUGGAUAUUUUAUUAUUUAUUUAUAC